This is a messenger RNA of Microplitis mediator, 3632 nucleotides long. RefSeq names its product tumor necrosis factor alpha-induced protein 8-like protein (gene sigmar). Gene Ontology annotation, biological process: regulation of apoptotic process. Lineage: Eukaryota; Metazoa; Arthropoda; Insecta; Hymenoptera; Braconidae. Bases 421 to 1053 code for a protein of 210 amino acids. The transcript has 5 exons. Gene Ontology annotation, cellular component: cytoplasm. The record is from RefSeq and is a predicted model, not a curated record.
GUAGAUGUUGCUCGUCUGCUUGCGAAGUGACUACAUCACUAGUUUUAAAAAAAUUAUUUAUAGACUAGUUUUUAAUAAUCAUCAAGCAAAUUUUUAAUUGUGCCAUUUAAAUUAAGUGCUGUGACUAAUUUUACUUUUUAAUUCAAAUACUUUUUGAAAUAAAUCAUUUCCGCCACAAGUUGAGUCGUUCGCGACUCACAUCAAUCUAUCGAGGUGGCGUGGGGUACAGCUGUGAUGGAGUUGCAAAGUUGGUUCCUCUAUCACCUGGUAGCCGUCACCGACUGCAAUCAAGUUAGCUGAAUAUUUUAAUUGACAAUUUUAUUUACUGUUAUCGUAAAUACUGGUCACUAGAAACUCAAUUACACAUUCAUCACAUUCAUUAUUGAAUCACUGUAAAUUCCACAAGGCUUUUAGUAACCGAUGUUUGAUGUGAUGCAGUCGACGGCUACCGGGGGUGGAGUUUACCCAGGGGGUGGAACAGGUAGCAGAGCACGGGACUUAGGUUUACGAGCACAAAAAAAAAUUCUCGGACGAGUUGUUUCUUCAAAUGCCGGAAGAUCUCUUUUUAUAGACGACGCUACGACGUCACUUCUUGACAAUCUCUUCAAGCUUAUGGAGAGAGCAACUAAAAGUAAUCCUAGUCUUGAUAAAAAACAACCGGAGAAAGUUUUAAAAAACAUUGUUAAAUUGUCUAUUAAAAUCGGAUUAUUGCAACGUAAUCAGCAAUUAACUUCAUCUGAUGAAGUCAAAAUAAAUGAAAUCCGUUCAAGUUUGAGGGCCGCCGCAAUGUCUGUGGUUUCAUUUUAUGAAUUAGAAUUUAGUUUUGACAGAGUUUACUUAACAAGAUCGUUAGAACGCUGUCGAACAGCUAUCAUAACUUUAAUAAAACCACAUCUGACAGAUAAAUCACAAGAAAGAUGUGACCAAAUAUUUGAUUUCAUAACUCAUCAAGAUUUUCUUGAGUUUGUUUUUCAACAAGAUUCGGAGUUGAGGCCAACACUUGGGUUACUUGUUGAUGAUAUUAAUAAAGCAUUAGAUGCUGGCCAUCUUUGAUUUAAUAAAUUUAAAAAAAAAUCCAUUGCGAUAACAAUCAAAAUACAUUUUUUAAAAAUUAAAAUUUUAAAAAAGUUUGUAAAUUAUUUGCGUCCCAUUUACGAUUUCACAUCAAUUGUCUCUGACUCAGUCAGAAAAUUGUUUAUUAGAUUUUACACGCGAUAUAUUAUGGGAAAAAAAAUUUUUUAAAAUUCAAGUAACAAUAAAAUACCGCGUGGAUUUUUAUUGUCGGAAAAAUGUGACAAGUAAAAAAAAACUAUAGAGCAAAAGUGAAAGUCAUAUAAUUGUUUAGGGUAAUUAUUUUAAAAGAAUUAUUGCGAUUUUCGCAAUAACAAUAGUAAUAAUAACCAUAAAUGACUGUAAUAAUCUCUCCAAUAAUUACUUUUAAUAUUAAUAAGUAUAUAAUUAAUAAUGUUUAUAUGUAUAGAUUUUAGUCUUAUUGAUAUUUAUUAAUUUUCAAUAUUAUUGUUAAUAAUAAUAACAAUUUAUUGACUAUAAGUGUACCAUUACCAAAAAAAAACCAAGAAACAAAAAUAAGUAAUCGGAGUAAAAAUGUUUAUCGUGAUUUCCUGCAUGAUAAAACAUACUGCCUAUGCCUCGGAACACCUAAUUAUUAAUUACUAAUUAAUACUAUUGUAAAACAAGUACAUAAAUUAGUGAGAAUAUAAUAUUAAUAAUUAAAAAAUUGUAAUAUAGUUUUUGGACUAAAAUAUUGUGUAUAAUUUAUUUAUUGUGAACAUGAAGAAAAAAUUAAUUAUUAAAAAAUUAUUCAAAAUUUCCCGGGUCAAAAUAUCUAGUCUCAUCGAUCCCAAGUAAACCUCAAUCUGACUCCCUGCCUUUAUAAAUCCGGAAUAAUUUUUCACCCAAAAAUUUCUCAGCAAUAAUUACUCAAACAAAAAUUGAUCUGACACAAAAAUUUCUCGCUACAAAAAAUUCUCAACACCAAAAUUACUCUACGUACCAAAUGUAUAUUAUUUUUUAUAUGGGCGCUACGCUCUCCAUGUCCAUUUUUUAAACACAAAUAUAAAUACUGAUUGUUAUAAUAACAUUAAAAAUUUCUAUAUUUAUAAACAUUUUCAUUUAUUAAAAACUAUUAGAAACUAGUAGAGAGGUUAGCAUACAACAGAGCGAUGAAGAAACAACACCAGAUUAAAUAUGGCUCCCGGCUUUUAUUAAUCCCAAAUUAUUUUCAGGGUUAAAUAUGUUACAUACAAAAUUUUUCCCCCGAAAAAUUAUGUCUGGAGAAAUUUUUACACCGAUAAAUAUUUGUGGUGAGAAAUUAUUGCUAAGAAAUUUUGUCGCAAGAAAUUAUUGCAUGAGAAAAAAGAGAGACGGUCACCCUCAAUCCAGCCUCACUAAAUAAAGAAAGCAUUUUGAGACUCAAAUGAUGUUCAAAAAGCCUCAAUGAUUCUCAAAUGAACCUACUACUCAACUAUGUAAUUUAAAUUUGAUUAGUAUUAUUUGAGGCUUAUUGAUGCUUUUUGAACAUCAUUUAGUCUCAAAAUGCUUUCUUCACUCAGUGGGGCUGGAUUGAGGCUAGAUAUUUUGACGCGGGUAGUAAUAAUUACAUGUCUGUGUAAAAAAAAUUCGUGCAAAAAAGAUUUCAAAAAAGUUCGACUUGUGGAAGUUUUAAAUUUGAGACAGAUUUGAACUUCGAGUGGAACUUUUGUAAUUUUGAUAGUAAAAAAAAAGAAGUUUGUCUAGGACUUUAUAGGAGCGAAUUUUGAAUAAAAAAAGAAAGUCUCAAAAAGUAUUUUUACUACAUUUUACCCUCGUUCCGAAAAAGUUCACAUUAGAAACCAGUAGGCUAAGAAUCAAAAAACGUUUAAAAAAAAAAUAAAAAUUCGAGGUUUUUGAACUUUUUCGGAAUAAGGGCAAAAUAUAGUAAAAAUACGUUUUGGAAAUAUGUUUUAAAAACGUUCUUUUUAAACUCAAAUUUCGCUCAUGUAAAAUCCUAGAUAAACUUCUUUUUUUUACUACCCGUACAAAAAAGUAUAUCCUUAUAUAUCCGAGCAAAUCUGUAUAUUUGUCACAUAUAUUUAUUUAUUUAUUUAUAAUGAGACCCAACAGCCAUAUGGCCAAUAACAGGGUCACAGUAAAUUACAUAAGUAAUACAAUAUGAUGAUAUGGCAUCGAGUAUUAGCAUACAUAAAAAAAAAUUAUAAUAUAAAUCCACUAUAAUUUGUCUUCCAAAAACGAAAAAUAAAAAACAAUAAUAUUAGAAUGUAAUAAAAAAAGAUACAAAAGAAAUAAAAUUUAAAUUACAUUAUUUGAAAACAGGCUACUAUAUAGUUAGCAGAACGUAAAUGGAUGUAUCUUUUUUUUUAUGAGACAUAUAUUCGUAUAUAUAUUCAAUACAGACAUAUAUUCAAUUCUACCCGGAUAAAUACUUUUUUCAUAUGGGUAUCAAAAUUACAAAAGUUCAAAAGCUUUUAAGUUGGAAUUUUUUAUGAAAGUUUUUUGAUUCUCAUGUCACUUUUGGUUUUUAUGGGAACUUUUUCGGGGUGGGGGUGAAAAGUUUACUAUAGUAAAAAUAUGAUUGGAGAAAGUCUUUUAAAAACAUUUUUUUUUACUCAAAA